This is a messenger RNA of Ascoidea rubescens DSM 1968, 1527 nucleotides long. It is a transcript of the gene RNH70, whose product is annotated as Rnh70p. The record is from RefSeq and is a predicted model, not a curated record. The transcript has a single exon. The annotation marks the transcript as partial. Gene Ontology annotation, cellular component: nucleus. Lineage: Eukaryota; Fungi; Ascomycota; Saccharomycetes; Ascoideales; Ascoideaceae. Gene Ontology annotation, molecular function: nucleic acid binding; exonuclease activity.
AAAAAAUUAACAGUGCCAGAUUUAAGAGAUUUGAUUUUAUAUGUAUUUCACGAUUAUUCUACAAAUAAACUAAGUUGGAUCAAUAUUACAAAUCGAUCUAAGAUCAGAAACUUGGUAUUCUUAUUUGUUCCUGGUUUAUCAGCUGAUUUAUUUACAAAUUUGAGUGAUUUUACCAAAACUUUUCAACCACAGAAAAUUAUCGGCAAUUGUUCAAUUGAUAAUCAUUUGGAUUUUUUCAGUGAUAAGUUUGAUUGUAUAUUUCCCACAGUUGCACCUGGCAAUAGGGAAUCUCUUUAUUCCUCUUUUGCAUCUUUGACUAAUGUUCCUUUAACCAAAAAAGAAAAAAAAACAUUAAAGACGUCUUCUGGACCAAAGAGAAAAAUAACUCUAUUUAAUUUGCUAAUGACUCAUAAUUUAUUAGUUUCUCAAAACUAUCCUAUCCAUUCAAAAUUAGAUAGAGGUGAGUCGUGUACUGGAAAUUGGGUGGAAACAAUAGAUUUUGAACAUCCUGGUUGUAAAACAUUUGCAAUGGAUUGUGAAAUGUGCGAGUCAGAAAAUGGCAAAGUUUUAACAAGAAUAUCGCUUAUUGAUUAUAAUUACAAUAUAGUUUUUGAUAGCUAUGUCAAACCAAGCGAGCCAAUUACUAAUUAUUUAACCGAAUACUCUGGUAUCACUGAGGAAAUUUUGGAAAAUGUGACUGUAACUUUAAAAGAUGUUCAAGCUAAACUUUUAUCGAUUGUUUCUUCUAGUGAUUUUUUGAUUGGACACUCAUUGGAAAGUGAUUUGAAUGUUCUUUUUAUAAAGCAUCCUUUGAUAAUUGAUACUUCUGUAAUUUAUGAGCAUCCCAAGGGGCCUCCUUCAAAGCCAAGCUUAAAAUGGUUAGCAUUAAAGUACUUGAAUUCCAAGAUUCAAAUAGGUAACAAGGGACAUUCUUCAAUUGAAGAUGCCAAAACCUGUAUGUCACUAACCAGGCUAAAACUUCAGAAUGGGAUCAAUUUCGGCAUUAAUAUUGGUGAUCAACAAACGAUAUUCAAAAGAUUGAAUUCCCAGACCAAAAUCGGAAAGACAUUAAUAUUGGAUUAUACAUCGAAUUACAAGUUUCAACAUCCGUCGUGUAAUGACGAGGUAAUUCCAACAGUUACUGAAAACGAAUUUGAGAAAAGGAUUCAGUGUUUUAACGAUGAUGAGAUAACUCAAAAUAUCGUAGAUAACGCAUCUAAAUAUCGUUUUAUUCUUGGUAAAUUAAGGGAAUUGGAGUUUGGAUUAAACUGGGUUGAAAAACCCAAAACUUUUAAACCUUCAUCAAAUACUGAUACUAAUGAUUUUAAUACAAAUACUGAUGACGAGCACGCUGAAAGUGGUAAAGACAAUUCAGAAGAUCGCAUCCACGAAACACAUUGUAAGAGAUUGAAUGCUAGAUUGAAAAAAAUUCACCAAAGCUUGCCUAGUUCAUCGAUGUUAAUAAUAUGCUCUGGCAGUGGUGACACAAGAGAUAUGAUUCAAUUACAGAACCAGAAACGAGAUUUU